Molecule: messenger RNA, 914 nt
Organism: Ictalurus punctatus (channel catfish)
Lineage: Eukaryota; Metazoa; Chordata; Actinopteri; Siluriformes; Ictaluridae
Product: A-kinase-interacting protein 1-like
Exons: 5
Coding region: 58-762 (234 amino acids)
Biological process (GO): regulation of non-canonical NF-kappaB signal transduction
Cellular component (GO): nucleoplasm
Source: RefSeq, a predicted model, not a curated record
CGCCCAGAAGAUCUGAACUAAUGAUACUGCUGUAACAACAAUGUCGGACAGCGGUGAAUGUUCACGGGAAUUAGAAAUAACAGGAAAGCAUCUCGUGUUCCUGUGAUCAUGGCAGGUCGGUGUUGGCUGGACGCUUCACUUGAUCGUUCGUCUAAACUCGGACUUGAGGUGUUGCAGAGAGCCAAAAGACGGUCGGAAUCCUUGAAGAAUGUCGGAUCAUCUCACCGAGAUGAUUCCUGCACCGAGAAACACACGGAGGAUCUGGAACAUCCUGCUGCCCAUAUGACCUUGGAUAAUGCUUUUGCAAAAAUAAUGGAGUGCAUGUCUGAAACCAGCAAUCAAUGCAAGCGGUUUUACAGGUCUGCAAGUGCAGCAGAGCUUUGUGAACAAGAGCGAACCCAUGUGUGUCGCUUUCAUGCUAAGCAGCUUCUACAGACUUCAAGGCAAAUUCAAACCACUACCAUAACCUCCAAAAGGGCUCAUUACACUGCUUUGUCUGAGCUAGAGGAUUUCUUGAUUGAAUUGUCUCCAGGCACUUAUGCCAGGAAUGCAGGAUGCUGGCCCACAGACCCGAGUGGUGCACAUCAGUGCAGGGGAGAGCAUGAGCCUCACAUUCAACCUCUGACAUCAAGCUACUAUCCUCAGGUUUUGACAAAAUGUUUCCAUAUACAUCAUAAAAAAGUCUCCUUUCAUUGCACUAAAAUUAAAUUCUUCACAACUGAAUUUAAUUUUAUUAAACAUAAUUUGGUGCACUUAAUGUAAUGUGAAAUGUGCCUUAAUGUAAUGUGUACAUGUACUACUCAGGGUAUUUUUAUAAACUACUGAAUUUUAAUGGUUAUGAUAAAAUUAUGUGCAAUAGAACUUUUGCUUUAUUUUGUGAAGUUUUGAUGCUGAAAUAAAGGAUUUUUUUUAGA